AUGCCAGCACUAAAUGCAGCAAAAGUAUCUGCUGCUAUGUUAGAGAAAGGCCAAAGUCGUGUAAUAGAUGCUUCACUUACACUCAUUCGAGAAAGAGCAAAGCUAAAGGCAUGCUUUGCGUCAAAGCAAUAUAAUUUUGGAGUUCUUUUUCUCCAGGGAGAACUUGUGCGUGCCUUGGGAGGUGCUAAAGCAACUUCAACUCUUCUUGGAGUUCCUUUGGGACAUAAUUCAUCAUUCCUUCAAGGACCUGCAUUUGCACCUCCACGCAUUAGGGAGGCCAUUUGGUGUGGUAGCACAAACUCAACAACUGAAGAAGGCAAGGAGUUACAAGAUGCAAGGGUUCUAACUGAUGUUGGUGAUGUCCCGAUUCAAGAAAUUCGAGAUUGUGGGGUAGAUGAUCACAGAUUAAUGAAUGUAAUUGGUGAAUCUGUAAAACUAGUAAUGGAUGAGGAUCCAUUACGCCCCUUAGUUUUGGGUGGUGAUCACUCAAUAUCAUUUCCAGUUAUCCGAGCUGUCUCCGAGAAGCUUGGAGGACCCGUUGAUGUUCUUCAUCUUGAUGCGCAUCCUGAUAACUACGAUGCUUUUGAAGGAAACAUUUAUUCACAUGCUUCUUCUUUUGCUCGAGUCAUGGAGGGUGACUAUGUGCGGCGACUUUUGCAGGUCGGUAUAAGAUCAAUAACAGCUGAAGGGCGUGCACAAGCCAAAAAAUUUGGGGUUGAGCAAUAUGAAAUGCGGACAUUUUCAAGAGAUCGUGACUUCUUAGAAAAUCUGAGUCUAGGGGAAGGUGUUAAAGGUGUAUAUAUCUCAAUAGAUGUGGAUUGUCUAGAUCCCGCCUUUGCUCCAGGAGUAUCUCACAUAGAGCCAGGUGGCCUCUCUUUCCGUGAUGUUCUCAACAUCCUGCACAAUCUUCAAGGUGAUGUUGUCGCCGGAGACGUUGUCGAGUUAAACCCUCAACGAGAUACUGUCGAUGGAAUGACUGCCAUGGUAGCUGCCAAGCUGGUGAGAGAACUGGCUGCAAAGAUUUCUAAGUGA
Sphenostylis stenocarpa is the source of this 1032-nucleotide messenger RNA. NCBI's taxonomy places the organism in Eukaryota, Viridiplantae, Streptophyta, Magnoliopsida, Fabales, Fabaceae. The record is from the annotation of a GenBank genome assembly.